This is a messenger RNA of Quercus robur (English oak), 1502 nucleotides long. Its product is annotated as 2-alkenal reductase (NADP(+)-dependent)-like. The transcript is spliced from 5 exons. The record is from RefSeq and is a predicted model, not a curated record. The coding region runs from base 118 to 1161 and encodes 347 amino acids. Gene Ontology annotation, molecular function: 2-alkenal reductase [NAD(P)H] activity. Lineage: Eukaryota; Viridiplantae; Streptophyta; Magnoliopsida; Fagales; Fagaceae.
UAGGCUGAUGCUUCGGACUACCUAAUCAUUUUCCCAAAUUCAUAUCUUCCUCACGAAUGUCACACACACCCACACAAAAACAAAAAGAGAGAGUGAUUGCAGUUUGAGAUAGUGGCAAUGGCGAGUGUUGUUGGAGAGGAAGUGAGCAACAAGCAAGUGAUAUUCAAGGACUAUUUCACUGGUUUUCCCAAGGAAUCAGACAUGUACUUGACCACAAGUACCAUAAAAUUGAAGGUUCCAGAGGGUUCCAAUGGUGUUCUUUUGAAGAAUCUCUACUUGUCCUGUGACCCUGUCAUGCGUAUCCUGAUGCAACGAGUUGUUCCUAAUGGAUUCUCCAAUUACACCCCUGGUUCUCCGAUAAAUGGGUAUGGAGUGGCUAAAGUUUUGGAUUCUGGGCAUCCAGACUUCAAGGCAGGUGACUUAGUUUGGGGGUCUGCUAGAUGGGAAGAGUAUAGCCUAAUCACAGCAACCGAAGGCCUCAGAAAGAUCACUCACAGUGAUGUACCCCUUUCCUACUAUACAGGACUUCUUGGUAUGCCUGGUAUGACCGCCUAUGCUGGUUUCCAUGAAGUUUGUUCCCCUAAGAAAGGAGAAUAUGUCUUCGUUUCAGCCGCAUCCGGUGCUGUUGGCCAGCUUGUUGGACAAUUUGCAAAAUUGUUGGGUUGUUAUGUAGUUGGAAGUGCUGGAAGUAAAGAAAAGGUUGAUCUAUUGAAAAAUAAGUUUGGAUUUGAUGAUGCUUUCAAUUAUAAGGAAGAGCAUGACUUGGAUGCUGCUUUGAAAAGGUAUUUCCCAGAGGGCAUUGAUAUUUACUUUGAGAAUGUUGGGGGUGAAACACUUGAUGCAGUGCUCCUAAACAUGAGAGUCCAUGGUCGCAUUGCUGUAUGUGGGAUGAUCUCACAGUAUAAUCUUGAUCAACCAGAAGGCAUAAAAAAUUUGAUGUGUCUCAUAUACAAACGCAUCCAUAUGACAGGAUUUACAGUUCGCGAUUACUAUCACCUUUAUCCCAAGUUCUUAGACACUGUGCUGCCUUACAUCAAAGAGGGGAAGAUAGCAUACGUAGAAGACAUAGCUGAAGGCCUUGAGAGUGGUCCAGCUGCCUUGGUUGGACUCUUUAGUGGUCGCAACAUCGGAAAACAAGUAGUUGUAAUUGCUCGUGAAUAAUUCUGCCUUGUGUUUUGUAUCUGCUUCUACUGUUGUUGGACUGAGUUAUCUGCAUAGUAUUACUUGUGUGCAGUGCCUUCUAGGUUGCAAAGAAGUGUUUGAAGUUGGCUCAAAUGGCUUAUUGGGUUCAAAAGAAUAAUAGUGUUGUGUAAAUCCUGUAUGUGAUGAGUGUAUACUCCUUUGAAUAGAUGGAAAGGAAGAGAAUUUGUGGUGUGGCAUUAAAUGCUUUGGUGUCUUUGUCCCCGUAACUUUUAUGUUUAUUGAUGUAAAGAGGAGAAGACAACGCAUUUGGCUUACCGUUGUCAUUGAGUAAGAAUUAGCAUCAUUCAGGUUGUUCCAUA